Messenger RNA from Suncus etruscus (white-toothed pygmy shrew), 6831 nucleotides. RefSeq names its product contactin 2 (gene CNTN2). The coding region runs from base 54 to 3407 and encodes 1117 amino acids. The transcript is spliced from 22 exons. Gene Ontology annotation, molecular function: cell-cell adhesion mediator activity. The record is from RefSeq and is a predicted model, not a curated record. Lineage: Eukaryota; Metazoa; Chordata; Mammalia; Eulipotyphla; Soricidae. Gene Ontology annotation, biological process: brain development; cell-cell adhesion.
GCCGAGGAAGAGCCAGCCAGUGAGCGGAGCCAGGGAGGGAGGAGCACAUCCUGAUGCGGAGAUGCUGCAGUGACUGGGACGCGCACACACACGGCGCGCAGGGACCGCAGCAGAGGCGAGCAGGGAGGAAGGCAGGCCCGCGGGCUCCGCCGAGGGCAGCGCCCAUCUGCCCCAGCCGACACCCUGAUUUCACCUCAGUACCCUCCCAGCCUCUGCCUGCACCCUGCCCUAAGGAUCCAACACCUGCCAUGGGGACACCUUCUGGGAGAAAGUCACACCUGCUGCCUAUGGUCAUCGUGGCCCUUGUCCUGUUCACAGCUCAGAACUCAGCCCAGGGGGGCCCGACCACCUUUGGGCCUGUCUUUGAAGAGCAGCCCCUGAGUUUGCUGUUCCCAGAAGAGUCCACAGAGGAGAAGGUGACGCUGACAUGCCGCGCACGUGCCAACCCUCCAGCCACCUACAGGUGGAAGAUGAAUGGCACGGAGCUGAACCUGGAGCCAGGUUCUCGUCACCAGCUGGUGGGUGGCAACCUGGCCAUCAUGAGGCCCAGCAAGGCUCAGGAUUCGGGGGUGUACCAGUGCCUGGCCUCCAACCCAGUGGGCACCGUGCUCAGCAGGGAGGCUGUGCUUCGCUUUGGCUUUCUGCAGGAAUUCUCCAAGGAGGAGCGGGGCCCUGUGAAGACACAUGAAGGUUGGGGGGUGAUGCUACCCUGUGACCCUCCUGCCCACUACCCAGGUCUCUCCUAUCGCUGGCUCCUCAAUGAGUUUCCCAACUUCAUCCCCACGGACGGGCGACACUUUGUGUCCCAGACCACGGGGAACCUGUACAUCGCUCGCACCAAUGCCUCAGAUCUUGGCAAUUACUCGUGCCUGGCCACCAGCCACCUGGACUUCUCCACCAAGAGCGUCUUCAGCAAAUUCGCUCAACUCAACCUGGCAGCUGGAGACACCCGUCUCUUUGCACCCACCAUCAAGGCCCGCUUCCCUGCAGAGACCUACGCACUACUGGGCCAGCAGGUCACCCUGGAGUGCUUUGCCUUUGGGAAUCCUGUGCCCAGAAUCAAGUGGCGCAAAGUAGAAGGCUCUUUGACCCCACAAUGGGCCGGGGCCGAGCCCACCCUGCAGAUCCCCAGCGUCACCUUUGCAGACGAGGGCACCUACGAGUGUGAAGCGGAAAACUCCAAAGGCCGAGACACUGUGCAGGGCCGCAUCAUUGUGCAAGCUCAGCCAGAGUGGCUCAAAGUGAUCUCAGACACGGAGGCUGACAUCGGAUCCAACCUGCAAUGGGGCUGUGCGGCCGCAGGCAAGCCCCGGCCCACAGUGCGCUGGCUGCGGAACGGGGAGCCUCUGGCCUCCCAGAACCGUGUGGAGGUACAAGCCGGUGACCUGCGAUUCUCCAAGCUGAGCCUGCAGGACUCGGGCAUGUACCAGUGCGUUGCCGAGAAUAAGCAUGGCACCGUCUAUGCGAGCGCAGAACUGGCUGUGCAAGCACUGGCUCCUGAUUUCAGGCUGAAUCCUGUAAGGCGCCUGAUCCCUGCAGCCCGAGGUGGGGAGGUCACUAUCCCCUGCCAGCCCCGGGCAGCACCGAAGGCCACAGUGCUCUGGAGUAAAGGCACUGAGAUUCUGGGCAACAACAGCAGAGUGACGGUCACUUCGGAGGGCACGUUGGUGAUCAGGAACAUUAGUCGGUCGGAUGAAGGCAAAUACACCUGCUUUGCGGAGAACUUCAUGGGCAAAGCCAACAGCACGGGCAUCCUUUCUGUUCGAGAUGCCACCAAGAUCACACUGGCCCCCUCAAGCGCUGACAUCAACCUGGGCGCUAACCUGACCCUGCAGUGCCACGCCUCUCAUGACCCCACCAUGGACCUCACUUUCACCUGGGCCCUAGACGGCUUCGCCAUUGACAUCGAUAAGCCCGGGGCCCAUUACCGUCGGGCCAGCUCAAAGGAGACUGUGGGUGAUCUCACCCUCCUGAACGCGCAGCUGCGCCAUGGUGGAAAGUACACGUGCACAGCCCAGACGGUAGUGGACAGUGUGUCCAAGGAGGCCACCGUACUGAUUCGAGGUCCUCCAGGGCCCCCAGGGGGCGUGGUGGUGAGGAACAUCGAAGACACCACUGUGCAGCUCAGCUGGAGCCGUGGCUUCGACAACCAUAGCCCCAUUGCCAAGUACACGCUGCAAGCGCGCAGCCUUCCCGGGGGGAAGUGGAAGCCUGUCCGCACCAAUCCUGCCAACAUCGAGGGCAAUGCCGAGACUGCCCAGGUGCUGGGCCUCACUCCCUGGAUGGACUAUGAGUUCCGGGUUUUAGCCAGCAACAUCCUGGGCACUGGGGAGCCCAGUGGGCCUUCCAGCAAAAUCAGGACCAAGGAAGCAGCCCCCUCGGUGGCCCCCUCGGGACUCAGUGGAGGUGGCGGAGCCCCUGGUGAGCUAAUCAUCAACUGGACGCCCAUGGCCCGGGAGUACCAGAAUGGAGACGGAUUCGGCUACCUGCUGUCCUUCCGCAGGCAGGGUGAUGCCAGCUGGCAGAGCACCCGGGUGCCUGGUGCCAGUGCCCAGCACUUUGUAUACAGCAACGACAGCAUCCGGCCUUACACACCCUUCGAGGUCAAGAUUCGCAGCUACAACCGCCUCGGGGUGGGGCCUGAGAGCCUCACUUCGAUCGUGUACUCGGCUGAGGAAGAGCCCAGGGUGGCCCCAACCAAAGUCUGGGCCAAGGGGGUCUCCUCCUCGGAAAUGAACGUGACAUGGGAGCCCGUGCAGCAGGACGUCAACGGCAUCCUCCUGGGCUAUGAGAUUCGAUACUGGAAAGCUGGAGACAAGGAGGCAGCUGCUGACCGCGUGAGAACAGCAGGGCUAGACACCAGCGCCCGGGUCACUGGCCUGCACCCCAACACCAAGUACCAUGUGACCGUUCAAGCCUACAACCGGGCUGGCACUGGGCCUGCCAGUCCCUCUGACAGCAUUCAGACCAUGAAAUCCCCUCCACGACAACCUCCAGGCAACAUUUCCUGGACCUUCUCAAGCUCCAGUCUCAGUAUCAAGUGGGAUCCGGUGGUUCCACAGCGCAAUGAGUCUGCGGUCACCGGCUAUAAGAUGCUGUACCAGAAUGACCUGCACCCAAGGCCUACACUCCACCUCACCAGUAAAAACUGGAUCGAAAUUGCAGUCCCUGAGGAGAUCGGGCAUGCCCUGGUGCAGAUCAGGACCACAGGGCCUGGAGGGGAUGGGGUCCCAGCCGAAGUCCACAUUGUGAGGAAUGGAGGUACGGCUUCCCCCACUGGCCCCAGGGGUCAGCAACCAGGACUCAUUCCUUCCAAGACAACCCCAGAGGGAGGGCAGGGCAUACAAGAAACAUGUUUGCCACCCCCAAACCACCUUGCCCCCUGCUCACUGCACACCUGCCCUUGAGAGCCUGGAGCCUCUGAUAGGGUGGGAGGCCCCAGGAAGUACAGUGCUGUAUGAUGCAGGGAUAUUCCUCUCUUGGGGUCCAUGUCUCCUUGGGGAAGGGUGUGCCUCAUUCAGGCAGGAGGCUGAAGUGCUGUCAGCCCCUGACUCUACCUCUGGUCCCUCUUAGGCACGAGCAUGAUGGUGGAGAACUCGGCAAGCCGCCCCAUGCCGCACGCCAGCACUAUCCUGUCCCGCUCCAUGGCCCUGCUGGUGCUCGUGAGCUGCCUGGAGCUCUGAUGGGCCCUUCCAUGCACAGGCUCAUGGUGCCUGAGAGGGGCUGGGUGUCGAAGCCCCUUCAGACAGUGCCUGCAGGUGCUGUUUCCUGCUAGUAAUCCCCAUAAGGACUUGCCCUAAAUCUAGAGGCACUGGGCACUGUGUUCCCUAAGAGUAGGGACACUCUGCCCACAUCACCUGAGAGCCUGGACUUGGGGGCCAGGCCUGGGAGAAGGGGCUCAAACCCAUCCCCCUCAGUUGCAGAGAUGGUGCCUUUGGGCCACACUGACCUCUGCCCCCAGGUGGAGGCCCUGCCCAGGGGACACUUACGACUGUGACUGAGGAAACUCAACAUCGGCCUCCCUCAGUCUUAGGGGGCCCAGCCCUUCCAGAGAAGCAGCUUGGCUGGACCCUGAUCCUGUCCUUGAUGGGGUUUCUACUGUCCUGAAAGGUCUUUGCCCUCCACCAGGUACUGAGAACCAGUACCCCAAAGACUUGCAGCUUUGGGGGUGAUCCUCAUACUGCUGGAGCAAAAUCCAGCACCUGGUGACAUGCUCCAGGCUUGGCCUGAGGCACAGCUCCCACCCAGGUGACAAAGCCUCUUAGCCACCACUGCCAACCUGACACUGUCACCCAGAGUGACGCCACUGGAGGUGGCUGUGUGACUAAAGGGCUUGUCUUGGGGAGGUCCUGCCCCACUGGAGCCAUGGCCAUAGUCCCUCUGUGGGGUGGGCAGUGCAUUGGACCAUGUGCUUACCAUCCACUUCUCUUGCAGACGCCAUGCUGCUGCCUGACACCCACUACCAGGUGUGGGGAGUUGGGGCCGACUGUUAGCUUGGGGUCAGGCAUCAUCUGAGAAAGACAAAGGGGCAGGGUGACCUGCCUACUUCCAGGAUUCCCUGGAGUGCCUGGCUAGGCUGUGUUGGGCAGCUGGCGCUUCCCCAGAGAAAAGGGAAAAGAAGGGGCCAUUUCACGUGCAUUCAAUCAGAGUGUCAGUGUUGGAACAUGCAUAGCAUGCCACUGUCCAAGACCUCCCAUUCUCAGGGGCCACCGGAGGGGCCAGGCAGAGGCUAGGCAGUGAUAGCAGCUGAGCACUGGUGCUCAGUUUCCUCUUCUCUUCCAGGCAUGUCUGGGGGAUGGGGCAAGGUGGAAUGGCUGCACCUGGUGAAGGGGCACAGUGGAUGUUGGGGAGAGGGGUGAAGGCUGCUUUCAAGGGUUCUGUGACUGAUCAUGGGAUGAUAAGCCUGGGGUCAUGGCCUCAGGCUGGGCUCAACCCAGGAGACACCCUGUCCUUGUCUGCCUUCUGCUGUGAUCUGGGCUGUGUUGGCUGGAACCCCUGAGCCUCUUGCUCCAAUCAGAGGCCAAGGCUCUCUGCCAGUCCUGGGUGGCAGUGGAUGUGCGACAGGAACCCCAAUGCCGAAGCUCCAACAGAAAGCUCCUCAGCAGGAGCUGUGGGACCAGCACCACAGUCGGCUCCCCUGGUUCCUGUAGUUUACAGUUAGAGCUCUAUUUUGUUAUGGUUUUUUAAACUUUGAAGUGCUGCCCUGUUUUCCUGGGCAGAUUUCUGUUGUUUACCUUCCACUGGUUUUAGAAAAUGUCAGCUCACACCCCUCAACCAGGGCCCUUCACUCUGCUGAGGACCUGCCUCUGCACCCCUCUGAUCACUCCCACCCCCUCCACACAGGGUGCAGGGGCUCAGCUCUGCCUUAACCAGGAACCCAAAGGCCCUUGCCUGGCCUGUGCCAGAACCAGGGUCUAUGAGGGCCUUUGCCCUGAUCUCUAGGGAAGGGACUGCUGGGACAAGAAGAGCCUCCUGCCCAAGUCUGAGCAAUUCCUUCCCUAGUGACUGCCUGCAAGACUGAGAGGGAUGUGCAGGUCUGUCCCUUAGGGCAAAGUGGCUAGAGGUGUGGUGUGAGUAGGCUUCAGGCCGGAGACAUGUGGGACAGUGAGUGUCAGUUCUGAGGAGGCCCCUAGAAAGGGAGUCGGGCACAGGCCUAGGAAAGCCGCCAGUGGCUGAGCCCUCGGGACUUGAGGAUAGUCCAACUAACAUGUGGAGUUGUCCCUGUGGGAGUGAACAGGCCCCAGCCAGGCAGAGUCCCUGCUGGUCUCAGGCCAUACUCAUCGCCUUGCAGGAGUGGGCUGGGAGCUGAGGGAGUUUGCCCUGAGAGCAUGAAUCACUUCCCUCUUUUGGGAUUGCCUGUCUCUCACCACUGCACCUGCCACCAAGGGGUAACUCCAUGAGGGCCAGAUGCAAUUUCCACUCUGCACAAUUUGUGUGGCUCUUACAUAAGUUCCAGGGAUCACCACUGUCUCAAACUGGAGGGGGGGGGCGGUGAGGUCAGGGUCUCUCCUUCCCUUCAGGCCCCAGAAAUUAGAGGGGCCACAGGAAGCCAGGGUGGGGUUGGGAGGUAGUUUUUUUAAACAUUGAAGUGAUCAAAUAGCAGGAGUCAGGUUUGACAUCAGGAGAUAAAAACAUUAGAGUAAGCAGGUUCUACCAGUUAUAGGGAGCUUGGGAGACUUGUGACUGCCGUGGGCUGGGGUCUCAGUUAGGGGGAGCCUGGAUGGGUGUGGGAUGCUAUAUCCACCACACCCCAAAGGACCUGGCUGGCCCCUACUGCAUGGGGAACAGGGAAUCUCCCCUGAGUGAAGACCUUGCUGCCUUGAGGUUCAUUUGCUUCCCUCUCUGAGCUGGUGUCAGGCCCUUCUGCAUUACAGGGAGAGCAUCACUGUCAUUCCAAGUUGACACUUAGGGUGGUGCCUCUCCCUGGUUCACACCCUAGUGAGGGUGUGAGAGAUUUAGACGGACAUUCUAAAGGGCCUCCUGGGAAGAGGUACCCAGAGGCUGAGGGGCACCCUGAACUUACAGAGAUGACCACAGGGCUGGGUAGCCACAGAAAGCCAGUGUCUUUAGAUGGGUGCACCCAGCCCUGCCCUGAGCUUCAGGCUGCCUCCUGUGGACACACACAGUUUGGAGAAGCUCACAGCUGGGAAGCGGCCAAUGCCUCAUCCUGCCACAAACCUGACUCACACUUGACCAAAUGGAAUGGCUCCUGUGGGCCCCAGCUUUGGUCCCAUCUUUGUCUCUCUGUAUUUCUUGUCUGGUAGUUAUUUAUUGACUCUGGUAGCAACAAUUCUUAAAUAAAGAUGGUUUCCCAAUCUGUGAGGCAGAGAA